CGAAAGUGCACGUGCGGUCACACUCAAGAAAGUAUUGUAAUUUUGUAAACAAAACAAACAAUGGAAUGCGUUUUGGACGAGGAGUUGUUGGCCAACAUAAAACGUAGUGACCAGGAGGACGAAGAUGAGGACGACGACGAUGACGAGAAGAUGCAGAUGGUGGAGGAGCAGCAGCCGCCGGUGGCACUGAAUGCGUCCUUCAACGGCGAGGACGCUGAUCCGCUUCAGGACUCCACUGAUUUUCCCUGGAUCUUCGAGGACAGCGAUGUCCUGCUCACCGAGGACCAACUGGCGAAGGAGGAGUCCUUUCGGCCGCCAGCUGCCCCAAAGCGAGGCCGUGGUCGUCCAGCCAACAACUCCGGCCAAUACACAUCCGCCAGUGGUCAGAUGUGGAGCGCCACCAGGGAUACACAGGUGCGACCUCAAAAGGGUCUACCAAUCCUGGGACAACAAGCCUGUGGCAAAGGACCCGCCCGCCAAGUGUCCAAUGCCGUGGAGGCCUGGAUGCUGCUCUUCGACGAUGAAAUGCUGCGGUCUCUGCUACGCCAGGUCAACGAACAGCUGCGCAAGCGGCGGACGACCACGACAGUACAGCGACCCCUGGACAUUGUGGAGCUGCGGGCUUACCUCGGCCUGAGCUACCUUUGCGGGGUGUUCCGCAAUGCCCGGCACAGUGGGCCGCUCGAGGAACUGUGGACCCUGGAGCUAGGCAAUGCCAUAUUCCGGGCAUCCAUGACACUGGCCCGGUUCGAGAGCAUUUCCGAGUGUCUGGCGGGCAACUGCGGCUGGGCUGAGGGCCAGAAGCUGUGGCAACGACUGCUCAUCAACUGCCGAUCCUACUACGGCUGCAGCAGUUGGCUGGCCGUGGAUGAAGCGCCCUGCUCGGUGGCCAAGUCGCUGAUGACCCUGUGCUGCGACGCCCGAACGCUGUACAUGGCCAAUGCCGUGGUGAGCAGGAACCAGAGAUGCCCGGACCGGGAUGUGGAGCAGUUGAUUUGCGACUUUAAGACCACCGGGAGAAAUGUGACGCUGGGCGUGCGACACCUGAGUCUCGUUCAGUCAGAGCAACUGAGGCAGCGCCAGAUCAGCUCGCUGGGAUUGCUGGAGACUAGUUCGCCAGAUUGGCCGCGUCAGUGGUCAUCCGAAUCCACCGUGUUCAGCGGCUCCUCCAAGCUCAUUCCCCUCGAUGGCGAGGCGGUUUUCUGCUGCGGUCUCAGCCCUCAAGUGGAUGCUCUGCAGGCCUAUCAAGAAACCUCACAUGCCUGCCAACAGUUCCACGAACUCUCGCAGCGCUUCAGCACAGCCCAUGCCACGCCCAAUGCCCUAAGGACACAGGUCAAUCCCUUCCUGCAACUACUCCAUUUCGUGCUGAAUGCGGCGGCUGUCAACUCCUGGAUCCUGCUGCGACUUUCACCGAAAAGCGAUGCUGCGGCCAUGGAGCAGCGUGACUUUCAGCGCCAACUGGGACUCUUCCUCACCCAACAGAGGUUGCAGCGACGCCUUCAGCGCAGAUCCACGAGCACAUCGCUGGUGAUGCGGCUGCAGAUCUGCGAGAUCCUGGGCCAAUCCAGUCAGCGGCUGCUCAGCGAGGCCACCGGCGAGGCCAAGCUGAGCCACAGCGUGGGCCUGCUCACGCCGGACAAGAUGGGCCUGCCGGCGGGCGUUAGCCUGGCCAGUCGCUAUGGCGAGAAGCAUCGCCGCUGCAAGCCAUGCGCUCGGAACAAGCGUGGCACCAAAUCCCGGACGCGGUGUCAACAGUGUCUGCAACAUCGGUGCGGCAACCACCUGAUCUCACGCUGCUACGAGUGCGUGGGCAUCCUGCCGGGCCAGCCUCUGCCCGAGGGCAACAUGCGGGAUGAAGGCGGCGGCUCACUUGAACGUGGACAUUAAAUAACAUUUAUUGAAGA
Molecule: messenger RNA, 1907 nt
Organism: Drosophila gunungcola (fruit fly)
Lineage: Eukaryota; Metazoa; Arthropoda; Insecta; Diptera; Drosophilidae
Exons: 1
Coding region: 61-1890 (609 amino acids)
Source: RefSeq, a predicted model, not a curated record